This is a messenger RNA of Marchantia polymorpha subsp. ruderalis, 1284 nucleotides long. Lineage: Eukaryota; Viridiplantae; Streptophyta; Marchantiopsida; Marchantiales; Marchantiaceae. The record is from the annotation of a GenBank genome assembly.
ACAGUCAUACGGUCGGGGUUGUUCUAGCCUGCAGUCUGUUUGGCAUGUGUCGUCCGUCGAGUUCCGCCGAAUCAGUUGGAGCGAAGGGUACGCGUCCGCUUCUGAUAACGCGAUAGCGUCGCGCUAUCGAGAGUGACUCCAAGUGGCCGGAAUUGUGCAGGCCCUGCAGGAUCGGAAAUUGUGGCACUGGCAGCGAGAGUUUUGUAUCCAAGGCAGGACGACGAGCCGGGCGCUGACUGUGGAAAAUGAGGGACGAUGGCUCACAGAAGGGAUUUUUGUGGAGGCUACCUUUAAUAGAGUCGAGCGAGUGGGGAAAAUUGGGCCCUGCUUUUGGUUACGGCAUCGGCUGUGGAUUCGGUCUAGGUGCUGGGAUUGUGGGAGGUGCAGGUAUAGGACUGGGAUUUCCAGGCCUGCAGUUUGGGGCUGGUAUUGGUGCAGGCUGUGGUUUGGGAGUUGGAUUUGGCUAUGGUUUAGGGAAGGGGCGAGCCUAUGAUGAGAAUGGACAGUAUAGCAACAUCGGGAAGCUUACACCACGUAAAAAGAGAAGUAGUGGGGAGACAAUGGGCGAGCUUGGAACCAUUGUUGACGACUUUGUAGGAGGAUUCAAGAAAGUUAUCGAUGCUUUGGAAAGAGAAAGUGAUAAGAGGCGGCGCAACUGAAUAGAAACCAGUUGCUAGAAGGUAUUAUUCGAAAGCGGGAGCUCACCGACAUGGAAAUUUGAUCUACUCUAUUGACAUUGGAAUGUUCGAAAAGAGUGCACCUGCUUCUCUCCGGCUUUUAUUGACUGAUAGUGGAAGAGUGUGAAUCAUGUACAGGGUUCAACUAACAUGCACAAGCCCUUCUCUUUCAUGUUCCAUGUUUCGUGUGAAAGAACGUCUGAAAGUAGUUGAGUAUCUUGUAAGUAGCUAGUGUUGACUCUGGAAUCUGAGGGCUUCGAGAAAAGCAGGUGCACAAGUUUAUAAUCGAUUCAGUUCGCGAAUGUCCUGGGCAUUCUUACACAUAGGAAGGCUUGAAAAGUCGUAUUGGAGUUUGUCUAAUGUUUGAUCAGGAUAUGAUGAUGACUACCGACACUUGAAAUGAGACGACUGUUUUUGAAAAGAGAACUUUCCACGUGAGUGGGAUGAAUCGUCACUGAACUGAAUGAGAGCGGACUGACUGCGCAUUCUUCAUUUUUUUGUGUUUCCGCUUUUUCCUAUUUCCUCCAUAGGUCAGUACAUUGGGAUAUAUUUGAGAUGAAAUUAUCCUGUAGAAAUUGAGUUUCGUUCAUGUUAGACACCGACAUAG